UUAACUAAUGAACUUUUUUUUUGGAAAGUUCGUAUUGCGUAUCAAUUGUUACAAGAAAAAUAUUUACAACUCAGUUAAUUUAAAUAGUCCACAAAAAAAUAUUUUUUUUUUUUUCUUAAAAAAAAAAGUUGUCACGUACGUCCGGCGCUUGCCGGACAUUAUAGAAAGUUUCUUUUUUAUAGGGAAUGCUCUAAUAACGUUUGUUCUCAACAUAUUGAAUUAUUUAAACGAUCAAAUUAUAAUUUAAAUCUUUUUUAUUUGUCCUCUUAUCAUCUGUUACAUUAAAUUAAAAAUUAUUUUUGAGAAUUUUACAAUUCCAUUUACCACUUGAGUUAAACCAGUUAUGGGAGUCCAAUUGAAAAAAUUUGGACUAUUGGACUUGGACUAAUUGGAGAUAGUCCAUUCCAAGUCCAAUUUGAUUCUUAUAGUCCCAGUACUUUUGAAUUAAUUCAUUAAUAGUUACUAUUAUUAAUCCAACAAUUUUACUUUCAAGCUUAAUAAUUUUUGUAAAUAAAAAUAAUUCGUUAAUUAUCUUUGAUUCUUCUAAAUCUUCGAAAUAAAUUGUUAUAGAUGAUUAUUUAGAAUAA
Molecule: messenger RNA, 587 nt
Organism: Rhizophagus irregularis DAOM 181602=DAOM 197198
Lineage: Eukaryota; Fungi; Glomeromycota; Glomeromycetes; Glomerales; Glomeraceae
Source: RefSeq, a predicted model, not a curated record